Molecule: messenger RNA, 3021 nt
Organism: Physella acuta
Lineage: Eukaryota; Metazoa; Mollusca; Gastropoda; Physidae
Product: putative transmembrane protein DDB_G0289901
Source: RefSeq, a predicted model, not a curated record
AUGUCAGCAGAGGAGAUUGUGGGACGUACACAGCAGGGGAGGAGAAUAUGGGACGUACACAGCAGGGGAGGAGAGUGGGAUGUACACAGCAGGGGAGGAGAGUGGGACGUACACAGCAAGGGAGGAGAGUGGGAUGUACACAGCAGGGGAGGAGAGUGGGACGUACACAGCAGGGGAGGAGAGUGGGACGUACACAGCAGGGGAGGAGAAUAUGGGACGUACACAGCAAGGGAGGAGAGUGGGAUGUACACAGCAGGGGAGGAGAGUGGGAUGUACACAGCAGGGGAGGAGAAUAUGGGACGUACACAGCAGGGGAGGAGAGUGGGAUGUACACAGCAGGGGAGGAGAGUGGGACGUACACAGCAAGGGAGGAGAGUGGGACGUACACAGCAGGGGAGGAGAGUGGGACGUACACAGCAGGGGAGGAGAAUAUGGGACGUACACAGCAGGGGAGGAGAGUGGGACGUACACAGCAGGGGAGGAGAGUGGGAUGUACACAGCAGGGGAGGAGAAUAUGGGACGUACACAGCAGGGGAGGAGAGUGGGAUGUACACAGCAGGGGAGGAGAGUGGGACGUACACAGCAAGGGAGGAGAGUGGGACGUACACAGCAGGGGAGGAGAGUGGGACGUACACAGCAGGGGAGGAGAAUAUGGGACGUACACAGCAGGGGAGGAGAGUGGGACGUACACAGCAGGGGAGGAGAGUGGGAUGUACACAGCAGGGGAGGAGAAUAUGGGACGUACACAGCAAGGGAGGAGAGUGGGACGUACACAGCAGGGGAGGAGAGUGGGAUGUACACAGCAGGGGAGGAGAAUAUGGGACGUACACAGCAAGGGAGGAGAGUGGGACGUACACAGCAGGGGAGGAGAGUGGGACGUACACAGCAGGGGAGGAGAGUGGGACGUACACAGCAGGGGAGGAGACUGUGGGACGUACACAGCAGGGGAGGAGAGUGGGACGUGCACAGCAGGGGAGGAGAGUGGGACGUGCACAGCAGGAGAGGAGAAUAUGGGACGUACACAGCAGGGGAGGAGAAUAUGGGACGUACACAGCAGGGGAGGAAAGUGGGACGUACACAGCAGGGGAGGAGAGUGGGACGUACACAGCAGGGGAGGAGAGUGGGACGUGCACAGCAGGGGAGGAGAAUAUGGGACGUACACAGCAGGGGAGGAGAAUAUGGGACGUACACAGCAGGGGAGGAGAAUAUGGGACGUACACAGCAGGGGAGGAGAGUGGGACGUACACAGCAGGGGAGGAGAGUGGGACGUACACAGCAAGGGAGGAGAGUGGGACGUACACAGCAGGGGAGGAGAGUGGGAUGUACACAACAGGGGAGGAGAAUAUGGGACGUACACAGCAAGGGAGGAGAGUGGGACGUACACAGCAGGGGAGGAGAGUGGGACGUACACAGCAGGGGAGGAGAGUGGGACGUACACAGCAAGGGAGGAGAGUGGGACGUGCACAGCAGGGGAGGAGAGUGGGACGUGCACAGCAGGAGAGGAGAAUAUGGGACGUACACAGCAGGGGAGGAGAAUAUGGGACGUACACAGCAGGGGAGGAAAGUGGGACGUACACAGCAGGGGAGGAGAGUGGGACGUACACAGCAGGGGAGGAGAAUAUGGGACGUACACAGCAGGGGAGGAGAAUAUGGGACGUACACAGCAGGGGAGGAGAAUAUGGGACGUACACAGCAGGGGAGGAGAGUGGGACGUACACAGCAGGGGAGGAGAGUGGGACGUACACAGCAAGGGAGGAGAGUGGGACGUACACAGCAGGGGAGGAGAGUGGGACGUGCACAGCAGGAGAGGAGAAUAUGGGACGUACACAGCAGGGGAGGAGAAUAUGGGACGUACACAGCAGGGGAGGAGAAUAUGGGACGUACACAGCAGGGGAGGAGAAUAUGGGACGUACACAGCAGGGGAGGAGAGUGGGACGUACACAGCAGGGGAGGAGAGUGGGACGUACACAGCAAGGGAGGAGAGUGGGACGUACACAGCAGGGGAGGAGAGUGGGACGUGCACAGCAGGAGAGGAGAAUAUGGGACGUACACAGCAGGGGAGGAGAAUAUGGGACGUACACAGCAGGGGAGGAAAGUGGGACGUACACAGCAGGGGAGGAGAGUGGGACGUACACAGCAGGGGAGGAGAGUGGGACGUGCACAGCAGGGGAGGAGAAUAUGGGACGUACACAGCAGGGGAGGAGAAUAUGGGACGUACACAGCAGGGGAGGAGAAUAUGGGACGUACACAGCAGGGGAGGAGAGUGGGACGUACACAGCAGGGGAGGAGAGUGGGACGUACACAGCAAGGGAGGAGAGUGGGACGUACACAGCAGGGGAGGAGAGUGGGAUGUACACAACAGGGGAGGAGAAUAUGGGACGUACACAGCAAGGGAGGAGAGUGGGACGUACACAGCAGGGGAGGAGAGUGGGACGUACACAGCAGGGGAGGAGAGUGGGACGUACACAGCAAGGGAGGAGAGUGGGACGUGCACAGCAGGGGAGGAGAGUGGGACGUGCACAGCAGGAGAGGAGAAUAUGGGACGUACACAGCAGGGGAGGAGAAUAUGGGACGUACACAGCAGGGGAGGAAAGUGGGACGUACACAGCAGGGGAGGAGAGUGGGACGUACACAGCAGGGGAGGAGAGUGGGAUGUACACAGCAGGGGAGGAAAGUGGGACGUGCACAGCAGGGGAGGAGAGUGGGACGUGCACAGCAGGGGAGGAGAAUAUGGGACGUACACAGCAGGGGAGGAGAAUAUGGGACGUACACAGCAAAGGAGGAGAGUAUGGGACGUACACAGCAGGGGAGGAGAGUAUGGGAUACCUGAAGGGGCUAGAGGGCGAUUUCUCUUUUGGAAUAGCAGCCUUCAACAAGAAAACGAAACAUCCAGCAAACGGCGAAGAUGUUGUGGAAGAAGACGGCGUAAAAAAAGAUGUUGCGGACGGGUACGUAGAAAAAGAGGAUGCGGCAAGCGGAGACGUCCGAAAAGAAGAUGUUGCAGGCGAGUUCGACGAGUGA